AUGCGCAGCCCCGCCAUCGUCUUCUCCGUCGUGGCCGUCUCGGCCCUCAGCCCGUCUGUGCUCGGUUCUCCGCUCCCCGCGCACUCGAGCGUCCCCGCCACCCUCGAGCACCGCCGCUCCAGCACCAUGGCCGCGCGCGGCCUCGGAUUCCUGAACGACGUCUUUGCCCGCGCCGACACGCCCGCUGCACCGGCAUCGAAGCCCAAGGUGGCGACGGUCAUGGGCUACAGCAUCGGCGGCCGCGACUUUGUCGAGUUCUGGAAGAAGGACGACGGCGUGUCCAGGGUGAACCCUCCCCACGCAAAGCGCCUCGACGACGGGCAGACCACCGGCGGGAACGCGCACACCGGCACCGCGGGUGCCGUCGACGGCGGCAGCGUCUACACCGGCGACAACGGCGGCAUGCCCACGAUCAUGAACCUCAACUCGAACAACGGCGGGAGCGGCGGUGGGUCGUCGACCGGCUGCGCGAGCGGUGGGCUUGGCGCGACCGGGGGCAACGCCUCGUCCGGCGACAGCGGCUCCGCCACCGGCGGACACGUCAGCGGAUCCGGCGGCAUGAUGAACGUCGACUCGAACAACGCCGGUGAUGCCGGAGAGUCUGCCUCUGGCUGUGCGGAGGCAGGAUACUCGGAAGGCGCGGGUGUCAAUUCUGGAGGUGUUGACCCUGCGGACACAACGGCCUAG
Messenger RNA from Phanerochaete carnosa HHB-10118-sp, 687 nucleotides. RefSeq lists its product as uncharacterized. Bases 1 to 687 code for a protein of 228 amino acids. The transcript is spliced from 4 exons. NCBI's taxonomy places the organism in Eukaryota, Fungi, Basidiomycota, Agaricomycetes, Polyporales, Phanerochaetaceae. The record is from RefSeq and is a predicted model, not a curated record.